Molecule: messenger RNA, 501 nt
Organism: Carya illinoinensis
Lineage: Eukaryota; Viridiplantae; Streptophyta; Magnoliopsida; Fagales; Juglandaceae
Exons: 1
Coding region: 1-501 (166 amino acids)
Molecular function (GO): RNA-DNA hybrid ribonuclease activity; nucleic acid binding
Source: RefSeq, a predicted model, not a curated record
AUGGCUAGAUGGAAGAAGCCUGAUGCAUUGGUCUGUAAAUUUAAUUGGGAUGCUGCCAUUGAUGCUACUAAUAAAAGGGUGGGAAUUGGGGUUAUAGUUAGAGAUUCAGAAGGGGAAAUUCUUGCUUGUAUGUGCUUAAGAAUGAAUAAUUUGUUGAAACCUGCUUGUGCUGAGGCAUAUGCUUUGAGAAGGGCUAUGUUCUUUUGCUUAGAGCUAGGCUGUUCAAGUGCAGUUUUUGAAGGUGAUUCUCUAGUUGUGGUUAAUGCUACUAAUAGUGGAUGUGAAGUGAGUCUAGAUUAUAGUGUUAUCAUUGAAGAUACCAGGAAAAUGCUUAGUAAUGAUGGGAAAUGGUCUGUAAAGUUUACUCAUAGGGAAGCUAACAAUGUAGCUCACACAUUGGCCAAAUUGACUCUUGAUUGUAGUGAUGAAACUGUAUGGAUUGAGGAGGGUCCUCUACAGAUUAAAAAUUCUGUGUUGAAGGAAAAAUAUUGUAAUGAAUGA